Messenger RNA from Schistosoma turkestanicum, 4746 nucleotides. NCBI's taxonomy places the organism in Eukaryota, Metazoa, Platyhelminthes, Trematoda, Strigeidida, Schistosomatidae. The record is from the annotation of a GenBank genome assembly.
AUGAGUGAACUUGAACAAUUAGAGUACUUCUGUAGAGAACUAUAUACAACUAAUGAUCCAGAAUUACGUAGUCAAGCAGAAAAAGCUUGUUCUUCUUUAUGUGAACGAGCUGAUUGUCCUUCUAUAUGCCAAUUGCUUUUACAACACUCUACUUCAUGUUAUUCACAAAUUAUUGCUGCUACAGCUUUAACUAAAUAUGUUUCUAAUCGUGAUGCAAUCAUUUCACAUACAUCACGUUUAGCUAUACGAGAUUUCGCGUUAAAUUAUCUUGCUGCACAUGUUGGUUUAGAGAAAUUUGUACAACAAGCAUUGAUUACACUUAUUUGUCGUCUAACAAAAUUAGGUUGGUUAGAUUCAGUGGUUAAUGGUGGUAACGUUGGAUUUUGUGAUAUAUUGGAUUGUGCAACAAAGUUUAUUGAGUGUGGUCAAACAAGUAAAAUCCUCACUGGAGUACAAAUACUCAAUAAUUUAGUUUCAGAAAUGAAUAAUGAUUGUGAGUCUGAUGUUACACGUGCAAUUUUCUUACAACGUAAACGAUCUGCAUCAUUUCGUGAUGUAUUACUUUUGCCUAUAUUUCGACUUAGUUUAAAUUUAUUACGAGAUGCUGAUCAAAGUUUCAAUUCAUUAGAUUUGUCUAAUCCUGAACAACAUGGAUUAUUAUAUCAAAGUUUACAAUUGGUGUAUGCUUGCCUUUCAUAUGAUUUCAUUGGAACAUCAUCAAGUCAAGUGAAUAGUACUGUAUGUGAUGUCUCCUCUUCUACAACAUCAUCAUCAUCAUUACUGAAUGGGUUAGAUGAUUUAGUGGUGGUACAAAUUCCUACAAGUUGGCGUCAAAUAUUUAUUGAUUGUGAAACUGUACCAUUAUUUUUUCGUUUAUAUCAACGUUUAUCACCGGAUUUAUGUGUUUUUGCGCUUUCUUGUCUUGUUCAAAUAUCAAGUAUACGACGUUCAUUAUUUACAAAUGCAGAAAGAUCUGUUUUCCUAUCACAAAUUGUUUCUGGUUGUCGUGAUAUUUUAUUAUCGGUUAAUAAUAAUAAUAGUAAUACAAAUACUACCACUACUACUACUCCUGCUACUCCUAACCUCAUUGGUUCUCCACAUAAUCCAAUUUCUAAUACAACAACUACAACUACUACUACUAACAACCAUCAUCAUAAUAGUAGUAGUAUGAAUAGUCCAUCGUGUAAUUUAAUUCAUAAUCCUGAAGCAUAUCAUGAAUUUUGUUUGCUACUUUCUAGAUUAAAAUGUAAUUAUCAAUUAAAUGAAUUAGUUGCUUUAAAUGAUUAUCCAUCGUUUAUUGAAUUACUUACAAUGUUCACAGUGAAUAGUUUAAAAGAAUAUACAAAUGAAACAAGCCAAAAUAGUUUACAUUAUUUAUUAGCAUUAUGGCAACGUUUAGUUGCUAGUAUCCCGUAUGUACAUGCUUCGGAGACACAUUUACUGCAUAAUGUUACACCACAAAUUAUCAGCGCCUAUAUUGAAACACGUUUAAAUUCUAUACCGAAAUAUAUGAAUGAUACCCAAUUGAAUAUUACUCGUGAAUCAUUACGUGCUGAGAAGAAAUUGAAAAAAAAUUUCUCGAAUAAUAAUGACAACAACUACUACUAUAAUAAUAAUAAUAAUAAUAGUAAUAUUUUGACAAAAUCAUUGAAUCAACAUCAAAAUGAUAAUGAGGACGAUGAUAAAAUCGAUAAUGAUAAUAUUAAUAAUAUUAAUAAUAAUCAUAAUCAUUUUAAUUCAAUGAUUACUAAUAAUUCUAAAAUACAACUAUUAUCAGUAGUAAAUGAUUCCGAUAAUGAAUGCCUUCUGGAUGAUUGGAUUACAUUAUCACAACAAUUAGAUCAAGAAGGAAGGGUUAGAAACGAUGCUACACCACAAAUUAUCAAUGCAUACAUUGAAACACGUUUAAAUUCUAUACCGAAAUAUAUGAAUGAUACCCAAUUGAAUAUUACCCGUGAAUCAUUACGUGCUGAGAAGAAAUUGAAAACAAAAUUCUCGAAUAAUAAUGACAACAACUACUACUAUAAUAAUAAUAAUAAUAAUAAUAGUAAUAUUUUAACAAAAUCAUUGAAUCAACAUCAAAAUAAUAAUGAGGACGAUGAUAAAAUCGAUCAUGAUAAUAUUAAUAAUAUUAAUAAUAAUAAUAAUCAUUUUAAUUCAAUGAUUACAAAUAAUUCUAAAAUACUACUAUUAUCAGUAGUAAAUGAUUCCGAUAAUGAAUGCCUUCUGGAUGAUUGGAUUACAUUAUCACAACAAUUAGAUCAGUUUGGAACUAUUGGACGUUGCGUGUAUGAUAAAACAUGCAAUGAUAUUAUUCUGUUAUUUGAUGAAUAUGCUAGUAGUUUAGAAAAAGCAUUCAAUAUAAUCACUACAAAUAAUCUCACCAUGAAUGAUCAUCAUUUAGGACAAAUUUUACGCUUAGAAGAACAUCGUCUAGCAUGGCUUGUUUAUAUGGUUGGUGCACUCAUUGGCGGUCGCCUGUCUUAUGCUAAUGAAGAUGAAUGUGAUGGUGAAUUAGUUUGUCGUGUCAUACAAUUAACACGUUUAAUUACAAAUUUUAUCACAUCCGCAUCGUCAAUAACCACCAAUCAUACGAAUAUUGCACUGAUUACUACUACUACUACUAUUCAAUCACCAAGUAUGAUACGAUUGGAAUUAGCUGUACUCAGUUUUUUUGAACAACUUCGUCGAGUCUAUGUUGGUGAAAAUGUUGGCAGAUUGUCUAAAUUCUAUCAAUGUUUAUCAGAUAAAUUAGGCAUUUCCGAUGAGAUGAUGAUGUUGAAUGUAUUUAUUGAGAAAAUUUUGACGAAUUUAAAAUAUUGGAGUAAUUGUGAAACAAUAUUACAAAGAACAUUGAAUUUAUUCUCGGAAUUAUCCAUUGGUUUUAGUGCAAUGCGUAAAUUAUUACGUUUAGAUCAUGUACAAUUUAUGCUUUUCAAUCAUACACCGGAAUUUUUUCCUUUCCUACUAUCAUCAUCAACUACCACCACCACCACUUCAACUACAACUACUGGUGUUGUAACAACACAACAAUCAUCAUCUAUUAUUUCACGAUUACGUACAACAUUUUAUGCUUCAUUGACACGUUUAUUAAUGAUUGAACUAGGUGAAAAUGAUGAACAAUUUUUAAAUUUUAUUGCACCAUUAACAAGAGUGACAAAUCAAUUAAUUAUAGGAUUAUUACUUGAAGGUUCAUCGAAUAAUUUCAAUCAAGAAUCCAUGAAAUGGUCAAUAAUCGGUUUAGCACGUGAUCUUCGUGGUAUAUCUUAUAGUUUGAAUAAUAAAACUUCAUAUCAAAUGUUAAUGAAUUGGAUUUAUCCAAAUGCUUUACAGUUGUUUCAUCGUGCAUUAGAAAUAUGGUCAUUUGAUUCAACGGUGACAGUGCCAAUAUUGAAAACAAUCACUGAAUUAUUACAUAAUCGUAAUGGACGUUUAUUAUUUGAUACAACUAUACCAACGGGUUAUUUGUUAUUUAUAUAUGUUAGUAAAAUUUUAUAUAAUUUUGGUCUUCAGUUAAUCUUUAAUACAUAUCAACAUGUACCAAAAAAUUCUCUCUAUGAAAUUAAAUUAAAACCAAUUAUGGCAACUUUGAAUUUAUUGAAAAUGUGUCUUAGUGGGAAUUUAAUUAAUUUCGGUGUAUUCAGUUUAUUUAAUGAUAAUUCAUUGGAAAAAUCUAUGGAAGUUGGUGUUCAGCUGUUGCUGUCUUUAAAUGACACGGAAUUACAUGAUCAUCCAAAAUUAGCAGCAUGUCAUUUUGGUUUAUUAGAACAAAUUUUAAAUGAACAUAUUGUAUUUAUCGCCUCGUUGGGUACACCGAUUUUAUUGCAUUUUUUAAAAACAAUCGCAAAUAAUAUUAUUUCAUUAGAUCCCGGUAUCAGUGAAGCUUGUUGUAUAUGUUUAGAUCAUUUUUCAACGCAUCUUUUUAAAAUGAUUCAACGUGAACAACGUACCAAUCGUACAAUCAAUAAUGCUAAUAAUACCAAUACUACUAAUAAUCAUAUCAGUAAUCAUGAUCAUAAUAACAACAAUAAUAAUCCUAAUAACUCAUUAUAUCUCAUCGAUAUAAACAAUUCGAAUAAUUUAUUAAAUAAAAACACCCACGAUCAUCAUAAUACCACUACUAAUAAUACUACUAAUAAUAUUAAUAGUAAUAAUGAUCUCACUGACAAUCAUCCUAUGAAAUUCGAUCUAAAAGGUACAGCUAAUUAUGCUGUCUGGUCGACACGUUCGAAUACAGCAUCAACAAAUCUAAUGAAUUUUUUAUUAUUAUUACCACCGCCUACUACUGAAUUGAAUUCACCGAGUAGUAUGUCCAAUAGUAGUGGUAGUGGUCUUCAACUAUUACAACGUAUUCUCCUUACUUUAUUAUGUACUGUUAUACAAGAAGAUUGUCGUUGUCAAUGGCAUAUGUCUAGACCAUUGUUACCAUUAAUUUUAUUAAAUCAACAAUACUAUACAGAAUUAAAAAAUCGUGUCAUUAAAGAAUUACCAGAAGAAAGACAAGAAUCUGCCAAUAAAUUAUUUGAUAAAUUAAUGGAAGAUGUGAAAUACGAUUUAACACUUAAAAAUCGUGAUACGUUUACUCAAAAUCUAUCUACCUUCAAGCAUAGCUUGGGCGAUUUCAUCAAGAAGACAAGUUCCAAACUAGGCGAUACACUUAAUCAGGCCGAAGGCAACAGUUACGAGCCAUACGUUUGCUUAGGCAGCGCCAUAGCACAAGCGGGUGAACAGUUGCUAAGUGCAUAG